GAUUUCGGAAAAUAUACUAUUAACCAAAAAGUCUGUAUGCAGCAGAUACUUGCAAUUAAGAGGUAUACAGCCUAAAAAAUUUAACAUUUAGCAGAAGUUUAUGGUAUUUCAAGCACGAAUUUUAUAUACUAUCUAAGAAGAGUGAAAUUAGUAGAUCUUUCUGAUCAAGUAAUUGAAUUUAAAGCAUUCUGAGCGAAAUUAAGGAUAUUCUCUUUCGUAAUGGGUUCCGUUAUAAAAGACGUUACAAUUACCGAUGAUCACCCUUCAAAUUUUCUAAAAGAAAAGCAUUCCGAUUAUAUAGAACAUUACGGUUCAAAACAUGAUGUAUACGAAUACAAAAUGUCCGAAUAUUUACGUAUGUGCGGUUUGUACUGGGGUUUAACUGCCAUGGAUCUUUUAGGCAAUUUAAAUAAAAUGAGUAGGGAAGAUGUGAAACGCUUUGUAUUGACAUGUCAAAACGAUGACGGAGGAUUUGGAGCUUGUAAGGAUCACGAUUCUCACAUUCUGCAUACAUUAAGCGCUAUUCAGAUUUCUAUGAUGUAUGACUUAAAAGAUGAAAUCAAUGUUGAGAAGACUGUUGAAUAUAUUUGCCGUCUUAUUCAAGAUGAUGGAAGUGUUAUGGGAGACGAAUGGGGAGAAAUUGACACCAGAUUUAAUUUUUGUGCUGUCGCCUCUUUGGCAUUAUUGGGCUGUUUGAACAAGAUUGAAUCUAAAAAAGAAGCUAUUAUCAACUACGUCUUAUCUUGUAUGAACUUUGACGGAGGGUUUGGUGUUAGGCCCGGAAGUGAAUCGCAUGCUGGACAAAUAUACUGUUGUUUGGGCUGUUUAUCUAUUUUAGGUGCUUUGGAGCAUGUCGAUAGAGAAUCUUUAGGGUGGUGGCUAGCCGAACGGCAAUUACCGUCAGGCGGCUUGAAUGGCCGUCCGGAGAAAUUACCUGAUCUCUGCUAUUCGUGGUGGGUCGUGGCUUCUCUUAAGAUUAUUGGAAAGGUCCAGUGGAUUGAUAAAGAAAAGUUAACUAGAUUUAUUUUGGCUUGCCAAGACGAAGAAACCGGCGGCUUCGCCGAUCGACCCGGUGAUAUGGUUGAUCCUUUCCAUACACUUUUUGGAAUUGCCGGUCUAUCUCUUUUGAAAAGUACCGACAAUGACGUAAGAGACGUUAAUCCCGUAUUUUGUAUGAGUCAAGACCUUUUGAACAAUUUAGGUGUAAAAUCGUCGAUAAUAUCUUGA
Messenger RNA from Dimorphilus gyrociliatus, 1227 nucleotides. Lineage: Eukaryota; Metazoa; Annelida; Polychaeta; Dinophilidae. The record is from the annotation of a GenBank genome assembly.